AGAGGGUGACUUGAGCCAAACGGCGCGCGCGCUCUAGAAAAGCUUCUACUCGGGUAUUUAACUAAAGGGGAGGGAAAAAACAUCAUUUUCUUUUUAUCUCGAGUACUGGAACGAAGUAAUGUUGUCUUGGCUCCUGAGCUCUGGAUGAUAAUGGAAUAAUUUUCCUUCGAAGCCAUCAAAUGUUUCCAGUGGUGGAUUUCACUGUUUUGGAAUGUGUUUGAUGCGCAUUAACCUUUUUUUUCGACCUCCUCUGGGCUUGCCUACAUACUCUGCUUCAUGUUUCUUUUUUUCUGCCACUGGAAUAUGUGGAAAUUUACCGCUUGAUUCCACGACCUGUUUAGUGAUCAAAAGGCUUGAAUGAUGAAAAUCUUUUGAGAUGAAAAACAGCACUUUUGGGGAUCAUUUUUUGCUUGUGCGCGGCUCGUGCCUAAUCUCGCGCCUCAGCAGCCUGUUGUCUGUGUCCGUGGAGAAACGCACAACUUUGCCGCGAGCUGGAGCUGGAGCUGGAGCGGGGGCUGCGGCUGGUCUGAGCGGCGCACCAGGGCCACACGUGGGGUGCCAGGAGGGGGACCAACGGAGCGGCCCCGGUGUUCGGCCGGUCUGUGGUUGGACGGGGCAUUCGGCGCAGCUGUGGAGCGGGGAUGAUGAAGACGGUGGUGAUGAUGAUGAUGAAUGGCCCGGCAGCUCGGGCAGGCACCGGGAUCUCGCCACCCAUAUGUUUACUAUUGUGCGCCCUCGUCUUUCUCCCGCCGUGCGCUCACUCGCACCCGCAGCCGUGCCAGGUGCUGAAACGGAUCGGCCACACGGUUCGCAUCGGGGCUCUACAUGUUCAGCCUCGCUUGCUCUCCGCCACUGCCGGCAGCGGUUCUGAGGACUGGGAAGCCGAGGGAGGCUUGACAGGGAGCGGAGAGCGGCGGCUGAAGUUGGAAAAGCAGGUUAAAACAAGUGCCAGUGCGCCUGGGUAUGGGAGCCUCAGGACUAGAGGCGCCGUCAAUAGCCAGCGGGGAUCCAACAGGAAUAGGAGCCAGGCGCGGCAGCGGGAGGAGAACACCUCGAGGGAGAACCGGGUGUUCACACCCCGGGACUCGAUCCUACUCGCUGCAGAGGAUCUGAACCGGGCCGGAUUGCUGCCCUAUAAUUUGUCCCUGGAGCUGGUCAUGGCCGUGGGGUCCGGACUCGGCGAGCUGCCCGCGUUCUCCUUCUCCUCCGCGGGCAGCCCCGAGAACGAGGACCCGCUGUCCUUCGUGGAGAGCGUGUGUCACACCGUGGUCGUGCAGGGGGUUUCCGCCAUGAUCGCCUUUCCAGGGAACCGGGACGAGUUAGUUAAGCUGGAGUUCGUCUCGCUGGCGCUUCAGGUGCCAGUCGUCAGCGUUGUGCAGAGGGAGUUCACGCGCCACAGUGAGAAUCCUCUCCAUUUCCAAAUGGCAAUGCGAACUGUGGAGGCCCCACCAUCCCGCCUUCUCUACUCCCUUCUGAUGAUGAAUGGCUGGUGGGACAUCAGCGUUCUGCUCUGCCAGGAAUGGGACGUUAGUGACUUCCUCUUCCUCAUCAAAAACAACACCCGCUUCCACUUGGGCACUCUUGUCAACCUCACAACCACCACUUCAACCUUAUCACCAUCUUCAUCUUCACUGUCAUCGUCAGGAUCAGCAUCAGGUGUCGCAACAGGAGCAGAUGCUUCAUCUUCAUCAUCGUCUUUACCCUAUAUAUCCUCCGUCGCCUCAGCUCCCGCUUCCUCCUCAACUUCCUCCUCAAAAUCUGACCAGCAGCAAGCUCUCAUGAGGCAGCUGGAGGCCCUGAGAGAACCUUCAUCCACAACAGGGGUGGUGACGUUUGGGUGUGACAUCCGGGAGGUGCGCCGUCUGUGGACACUUGCCACCCGGAUGACGCUCCCAGAGUUUUACUGGGUCUUGGGGGACAGCCAGAAUGUGGCAGAGCUGAGAACAGAGGGGUUGCCCCUGGGGCUUCUGGCCCACGGGGUCAUGGGGUCCCCUUCUCUGGAUCACUAUGUCCAUGACUCAUUAGAGCUGGUGGCACGGGCAGUGGGCAGUGCAGCCCAGGAGAAUCCCGCAUUGGCACUCAUACCUGGGACUACGAACUGUAUGGAUGUACAACAGAGCAAUGGGAGCUCAGGGGAAUACUUGGCAAGAUUUCUUUCCAACACAUCAUUUGAGGGCCAGAGCGGCUUUAUAUCCAGAGACAGACACAGCCAAAAUGUCAUCUCCGAGGCCCAUCACUACAUCUGGUCCCUCCAGCUGGACCCCCUAGGCCAGCCAACCUGGACCCGCUUGGGACGCUGGCGCAGGGGGAGAGUUCUGAUGGACCAGGGGGCCUGGCCAAGCCAUUCAGGUUCUGGAGGCGGAGGCGACUGGCGUCGACCCACAAGGCUGCACAUGCGGGUGGUUACACUGGUAGAGCACCCAUUUGUAUUUACCCGUGAGGUGGACGGGGACGGGUUGUGUCCCGCAGGCCAGCUGUGCCUUGACCCACUCACCAAUGAGUCCUCAGUUUUGCAAGGGCUUUUCCAAAACCUUGCAGGACCCAAUGGAUCUGUUCCCACUGACCUAAAGAAGUGUUGUUAUGGAUACUGCAUUGACCUGCUGGAGAAGUUGGCAGAGGACAUGGGCUUCACUUUUGACCUCUAUAUUGUUGGCGAUGGGAAGUAUGGGGGGUUCAAAAAUGGCCGCUGGACUGGAUUGGUGGGUGAUCUGCUCAGUGGUGCUGCCCACCUAGCAGUCACUUCUUUUAGCAUUAAUUCAGCCAGAAGCCAAGUCAUUGACUUCACCUCACCUUUCUUCUCCACCAGCCUGGGAAUUCUGGUUCGUACUCGUGACACAGCUGCACCCAUCGGGGCCUUCAUGUGGCCUCUCCACUGGUCCAUGUGGCUCGGCAUCUUUGUCUCCCUUCAUGUCACUGCUGUGUUCCUCACCCUGUAUGAGUGGCACAGCCCAUUUGGUAUGACACCACGUGGACGCAACCGCGACCGGGUGUUCUCCUUCUCCUCAGCGCUCAACGUGUGCUACGCUAUUCUCUUUGGGAGAACUGUGGCCAUCAAGCCGCCAAAGUGCUGGACGGGUCGACUGCUGAUGAAUCUCUGGGCCAUCUUCUGUCUGUUCUGUCUGUCCACUUACACUGCUAAUCUGGCUGCUGUCAUGGUUGGGGAGAAGACCUACGAACAACUGUCAGGAAUACAUGACCCAAAGUUGCACCAUCCCUCUCAGGGAUUCCGAUUUGCCACAGUGAGAGAAAGCAGUGCAGAGGACUACGUCAAGAAGAGUUUCCCUGAGAUGCACGAGUACAUGAGAAGAUACAAUGUCCCGGCAACACCAGAUGGCAUACAUAAUCUCAAGGCAGACCCUCAGAAACUGGAUGCAUUCAUCAUGGACAAAGCUCUGCUGGACUAUGAGGUCUCCAUAGAUGCAGACUGUAAAACAUUAACAGUUGGAAAACCCUUUGCAAUAGAAGGCUACGGCAUUGGUCUCCCCCAGAACUCUCCACUCACCUCCAACAUUUCAGAGCUUGUUAGUCAGUACAAGUCAGAUGGCUUCAUGGACAUGCUGCAUGACAAAUGGUACAAAGUUGUGCCCUGCGGGAAGCGCAGCUUCGCUGUCACUGAGACUCUUCAGAUGGGCAUAAAGCAUUUCUCGGGUCUCUUUGUGAUGCUGUGCGUGGGCGUGGCCUUAUCUCUACUGACCACGAUAGCAGAACACAUCGUGUACAAGCUGGUGAUCCCGAGGGUCAAGGAGCCACGCUUCAAAUACUGGCUGCACACCAGUCAGAGAUUACACCGGGCCCUCAACUCAGUCUUCACUGAUGACAAACUACCGACUGUUACCAAGCCCGAGAAGAGGUGCAAUGAGGGAAACAACCAGUCAGUAUCUUGGAAUCCUGCAGAGUCCUCCCACUGUAACAGACGUAGGGUCCUUCCACAAGAGAUGCAGAAUGACCUAGAACGCCCAUCCUCCCAGGAUCUUCCUCCUCCGCCGCCCCCUUCUCCCCUGCCUCACCCUCAUCCUCUUCCCUUACUGGAGAAACACCUGCCCAUAGUGACCACCUCGAAUGGUCGCUCAGACCUGUUGGGGCGAGGACUGGGCCAAGGAUUGGGGCCAGGGCAGGGGGCCUCUGGACAGGGCCUAACACAGUGCCGGGGUUUGGGUGUGGGAGACUGCGGCCCCGGCCUAAGUGUUGGCCGGAACCCUCUGGUUCAGGAGCUGUCAGAACUGGAGGGUCAAAUCCUCGUAAUCAAACAGCAGCUGCAGUCAGCCAUGAGGAGGAAGAGAGAGCUAGAACAGUAUCAAUCAGAAAACCAGCAAGCAAACCAGACUGCACCCAGUCAGCCCACUACUCUCCAGUCUAACCAGUUUGCUCAAUAUACCCAGUCCCACCAGCAGACUAACCAACACACAAACACACUACCAGAGUUCUGAAGCUUUUCUCCUCUGUUUCUCCUGGUUAGACAUGGGACAAGUUUCCAAAACCUCUCACAGGUUCUGGAAAAUGAUCCUCACCUGAGUUCUGGAGUAGGAACCUUCACAGAUUUCUGGAAGAUGAAUCCUCCCUUAGGCUCAGGAGUUCCCCUGAACGCCAGACUGAGACAUUCUCCAGGGGUCAUAUCCUGCUCAGUAGGACAUUUUUCUGACUUCUGGAACAUAUGAUUUGAAUAAACAAGAGGCACUGGACAAAGGUGAACCAGGGAUCCUGAACCAAAUCUGUUCUCACUAGCUUGUUGCUGUCACUGAAGAGCUGUGCAACCCCUUCCUCUUCUUAACGUUCCUCCUAGUAUUUUCUCCAUCUCCUUUUCACCCUUUUUCUAAUCCCUCAAUUUUUUUCAUUUCCAUUCCCACUCCUCUCUACUCCGUCCUUUUGUCCCUCUCAUCCUUUCCCUUUAAGCCUUGUCUCUUCAAGGGUACAGAUUUGCUUGCCAUGAUGAUAGGCUUGGUCAUAGAUAUGAAGACUCUUUGGUAUUUAAGCUUAAUGGGCUAAUUCACCUGAGUCUAAUGUUGAGACUCAUUGAGAGAGUAAAAUGACCUGAGCUUGAACCCAGCCAGUUAAGUCUUUAUGUCCUUGUGUCUUGCUGAAACCUUGUAUCUUUGUGGGGGAAAGAGAAGAAAUAUAACUGCUGGUGAUUGGUUGAUUUAACCAUUGGCGCCUAAACAUUUCUGGCCUUUGACAGUGCGUUUAAUUUUUUCUGGCAUUUUUUUUCUGGUUAGUCUUUUCAGGGUUGGUUGGGCUAUUGUUACAAGUAGAAAAACAACAAAAAAGAUAUAAAGUUAUGGCAAGACACCUCUAUAUUCAUCAAGAACAUCUGGUUGGCAUCUUGUGGUGGAAUCUAGGACAGUACAAAAUCUUAUUUAUGGAUCACUGUAUAAUGUUGUCCUGCACUUCACUGAUGCACUGUUAGUUUUUUCAGGAAAGCUGCAACUACAAGUCAUCAUUUAACUUGUCAGAGUUUGAGUUAUGGUCUAGAAGUUUCGGUUUUUCAUAAUGGCUUCAGGGUUAUAAACAACACGGCAUCUGAAGAAGUAAUAAGGUACACAUAAAAUGAUAAGGGAAAAAAGCUUUUCUAGUCAGGGACCCAAAGCAAAACCUUUUUUCCCAACCUCUUAAUGUCAUACCAGUGCCCUUGUAAUAUCAUGACACAACAAACACAGGGUUACCAGUGAGUUUCUAAUACAAACUUAUUGUAGAAAAACAUAUGUGUCAACAUCAAGAUUCUGUAGACCACUCGCCAAACUCUGACAUGUUAUUUAACCAUGAUGAACAGUUCACCGCUGAACACACUGAAACAGUCCCUCUGUGAUGAGACCUGUUUUCUUGCAUCCUUUUCUGUUUGGGUUUGGAUGUGUUCUGUUAUUAAAAAUUACCUCUCUU
Lates calcarifer (barramundi perch) is the source of this 5871-nucleotide messenger RNA. RefSeq names its product glutamate receptor, ionotropic, N-methyl-D-aspartate 3A (gene grin3a). The transcript has 10 exons. The record is from RefSeq and is a predicted model, not a curated record. Gene Ontology annotation, cellular component: plasma membrane; postsynaptic membrane. Gene Ontology annotation, molecular function: NMDA glutamate receptor activity; transmitter-gated monoatomic ion channel activity involved in regulation of postsynaptic membrane potential. Bases 642 to 4427 code for a protein of 1261 amino acids. Lineage: Eukaryota; Metazoa; Chordata; Actinopteri; Centropomidae. Gene Ontology annotation, biological process: monoatomic ion transport; ionotropic glutamate receptor signaling pathway; modulation of chemical synaptic transmission.